AUGCUGCCUCUCCUUGCCCUGUUUCUCCUGAUCGGGCCGGCAGUGUCCACUACAACACGAGACAGAGAGGACCUGACUUUCGGUGCAGAAGCAGAGUCUUGGGUGACCGUGAACCUGAAGGGAAUCCCUGUCCCCAGCAUCGAACUUAAGCUUCAGGAAUUGAAGAGAAGCAGGACUCGCCAGUUCUACGGUCUGAUGGGGAAGCGGGUGGAGGGAGUACAUCCCAUCCAGUCAGCGGAGAGAACGGGGUAUCAGCUGGGACGUAUAGUGCAGGACCUCCUUGGCACCAGAGGGUUGUCCAUCGAAGGAAGCUGCAGACAGGAGACAAAUCACCAGAGUGCAGGGCCUGGAGCGGUGGCCAGAGAAAGCCUCCAGAGUCAAAGAGGAAGAUCAGAGCCCCCUAACCACCAGCAACAUGUAGCACUGUCCUUGGGCACAGAAGAGGAUGACCAGAGCUCAGAGAGAGCCCCAAGGGAUGCCUCCCAAAUGAUGCCACGCCCAUCUCGCCCCUGAACAUCACAGCAGAUGAACUUCAGCCAAGUCCUGUGCCUUCUGUCCUCAACCCGGGUAGCUCCUGCCAGACCCGCACCACCCAAAUUCUGCAUUUCUCCCGGGACUCUUGGCCUCUGGUAGCAAUGACACACAAAGCACUUUUGCCUCCUCACAAGCUAGACUGACCCAGCUUUCCCUUGUACCUAAGGUAAAACUUCCCACUCUGUAUUCCAUGCCCCACACACAGCAGGGCUCGAUAAAGGAGUUAGCAAUAGGCAGCUUCCUCAGCCAUGCUGGGUAGAGGGCUGAAUGCCAGAAUAACAGAGCAGCAUUUCCCAGCCCAGGCCCAAUUCCUUAUCAGCCUGGCUAAAAUGGCAAUAGAAACAAGAAAAAGAUCCUGGUGGAGAAGGUGCAUGUUUUGGGGGUGGGGACAGGCACCUUCUUCCCUUUAGGUUCCUGAUAUGGCUCCGUGGGCUAAGGCAGUUGUUUCAAUUCAAUCCCCAGGAUCCACAAGAUGGAAGGAAAAAGAGGUUGUCCUUUUACCUCUCUGCAUGUAUCAUGGCAUGUGUUAUACAAAAUAAAGUUAAAAGA
Rattus norvegicus (Norway rat) is the source of this 1083-nucleotide messenger RNA. RefSeq names its product tachykinin precursor 4 (gene Tac4). Bases 1 to 513 code for a protein of 170 amino acids. The record is from RefSeq and is marked validated. Gene Ontology annotation, cellular component: extracellular region. The transcript has 5 exons. NCBI's taxonomy places the organism in Eukaryota, Metazoa, Chordata, Mammalia, Rodentia, Muridae.